Rhinopithecus roxellana (golden snub-nosed monkey) is the source of this 6930-nucleotide messenger RNA. It is a transcript of the gene ZNF532, whose product is annotated as zinc finger protein 532. Bases 1033 to 4938 code for a protein of 1301 amino acids. The record is from RefSeq and is a predicted model, not a curated record. NCBI's taxonomy places the organism in Eukaryota, Metazoa, Chordata, Mammalia, Primates, Cercopithecidae. The transcript is spliced from 11 exons.
GCCCGGGCCGGGCGCUCGGCGAGGCCCGGCGGCGGCGGCGGCGGCCAGGGAGCCCGGGAGGCGGCGGCGGCGGCGAGGCCGCUCCACCGCACACGCACACACAGACCCCGGCAGCGGGAACGCAGAUGACACGCCCGUAACAUGGAAGCCGCCGCCGCCGCCGCCGCCGCUCCGACGACAGCAGCAGCAGCCACAGCAGCAGCCGCCGGCGGCGCCGCGCUGAACAAAGGUCAUCCGAGCUGCGGCCCAGACGCCCAGGCUUGACCGCCGCGAAGGCCAACCCCGGGAAGGGGCGAGGGUUGCCAUAGCUUUUUUAUGUAGGGUGACCAGAACCGGCUGAAACUGGUUUGAGGCAGAUCAGCUCCUGAACACAAUGCAGUCACUGAGCUACUACAGUAGGAUAGCAGCUUCCUCCCUUCAUGGCAGCCAAAAGCAGAGGAGCUUGCAGGAAGGUACCAUCCCUACACAGUAUGUGAAUGCACACUUAGACACCACACAGCACUGGUACGUGACUAAUGGAGCCCUAAAAGAUUCUGGGUAGAGAAGAUGGAAAAAAAGGUGCAGGUUUGCAGGGUCUGAGAUUACUUGGGCUUUUCCUGCCUUUUUCUUUUGCUUAAGGGAUGGACAAGGAGCUGAGAUUUAUGACCCUUAUUAGAGAAAAAAAUGUGCCUUGCUAGGGUGGGGACACUUGGUUGAUGGAGUCUCUCUCUCUCUCUUUCUCGGUGUUUUUAACAAAACAAAACCAAAGUGAACUGAGGGGUUUGUAAUGGUAGUUUGUUUGUUGCUGGAGAAUGCUACUUUGCAUGCUUUUUUUCUCUUGCAGGGUAUGUUCUGUUUUGUGCUUUUUCUUUUAGAAGCUACUAAAGGGUGUUGGGGAUGCUUCUGACUAUUAUGAAGGCCAAAAGGCCUGUUGACUGAGGCUGCUUUUAACCCUUUCCUAUUUGCUGAGAAUGCAGCCGUGUGACAGUAACUGAACAUUGGUCUAAAGUCUUUCCAAAAGGUCAAGGUUCACAAGAACAUCUGCUCAAAUUCAUGACCAUGGGGGAUAUGAAGACCCCAGACUUUGAUGACCUCCUGGCAGCAUUUGACAUCCCAGAUAUGGUCGAUCCUAAAGCAGCUAUUGAGUCUGGACACGAUGACCAUGAAAGCCACAUGAAACAGAACGCUCACGGAGAGGAUGACUCCCACGCACCAUCAUCUUCUGACGUGGGUGUCAGCGUUAUCGUCAAGAAUGUUCGGAACAUCGACUCGUCCGAGGGCGGGGAGAAAGACGGCCACAACCCCACCGGCAAUGGCCUCCAUAAUGGGUUUCUCACAGCGUCCUCCCUGGACAGUUACAGUAAAGAUGGAGCGAAGUCCUUGAAAGGAGAUGUGCCUGCCUCUGAGGUGGCUCUGAAAGACUCGACGUUCAGCCAGUUUAGCCCGAUCUCCAGUGCUGAAGAGUUUGACGACGAUGAGAAGAUCGAGGUAGAUGACCCUCCUGACAAGGAGGAUGUGCGAUCAAGCUUCAGGUCGAACGUGUUGACAGGGUCGGCUCCCCAGCAGGACUACGAUAAGCUGAAGGCACUGGGAGGGGAAAACUCCAGCAAAACGGGACUCUCCACGUCAGGCAAUAUGGAGAAAAACAAAGUUGUUAAGAGAGAAGCAGAAGCCAAUUCUAUAAACCUGAGCGUUUAUGAACCUUUUAAAGUCAGAAAAGCAGAGGAUAAAUUGAAGGAAAACACUGACAAGGUGCUGGAAAACAGAGUCCUGGAUGGGAAGCCGAGCUCCGAGAAGAACGACACUGGCCUUCCCGGCGUUGUGCCAUCAAAGACAAAGUCGUCCUCCAAGCUCUCGUCCUGCAUCGCUGCCAUCGCAGCUCUUAGCGCUAAAAAGGCGGCUUCAGACUCCUGCAAAGAACCAGUGGCCAAUUCGAGGGAAUCCUCCCCAUUACCAAAAGAAGUAAACGACAGUCCGAGAGCCGCCGACAAGUCUCCUGAAUCCCAGAAUCUGAUCGACGGGACCAAAAAACCAUCCCUAAAGCAACCGGAUAGUCCCAGAAGCAUCUCAAGUGAGAACAGCAGCAAGGGAUCCCCGUCCUCUCCUGCAGGGUCCACACCAGCAAUCCCCAAAGUCCGCAUAAAAACCAUUAAGACAUCUUCUGGGGAAAUCAAGAGAACAGUGACCAGGGUACUGCCGGAAGUGGAUCUUGACUCUGGGAAGAAACCUUCCGAGCAGACAGCAUCCGUGAUGGCCUCUGUGACAUCCCUUCUGUCAUCUUCAGCAUCAGCCGCCGUCCUUUCCUCUCCCCCCAGGGCGCCUCUCCAGUCCGCGGUCGUGACCAAUGCAGUUUCCCCUGCAGAGCUCACCCCUAAACAGGUCACAAUCAAGCCUGUGGCUACUGCUUUCCUCCCAGUGUCUGCUGUGAAGACGGCAGGAUCUCAAGUCAUUAAUUUGAAGCUCGCUAACAACACCACGGUGAAAGCCACGGUCAUAUCUGCUGCCUCUGUCCAGAGCGCCAGCAGCGCCAUCAUUAAAGCCGCCAAUGCCAUCCAGCAGCAAACUGUCGUGGUGCCGGCAUCCAGCCUGGCCAACGCCAAACUCGUGCCAAAGACUGUGCACCUUGCCAACCUUAACCUUUUGCCUCAGGGUGCCCAGGCCACCUCUGAACUCCGCCAAGUGCUAACCAAACCUCAGCAACAAAUAAAGCAGGCAAUAAUCAAUGCAGCAGCCUCGCAACCCCCCAAAAAGGUGUCUCGAGUCCAGGUGGUGUCGUCCUUGCAGAGUUCUGUGGUGGAAGCUUUCAACAAGGUGCUGAGCAGUGUCAAUCCAGUCCCUGUUUACAUCCCAAACCUCAGUCCUCCCGCCAAUGCAGGGAUCACGUUACCGACGCGUGGGUACAAGUGCUUGGAGUGUGGGGACUCCUUUGCACUUGAAAAGAGUCUCACCCAGCACUACGACAGACGGAGCGUGCGCAUCGAAGUAACGUGCAACCAUUGUACAAAGAACCUCGUUUUUUACAACAAAUGCAGCCUCCUUUCCCAUGCCCGUGGGCAUAAGGAGAAAGGGGUGGUAAUGCAAUGCUCCCACUUAAUUUUAAAGCCAGUCCCAGCAGAUCAAAUGAUAGUUUCUCCAUCAAGCAAUACUUCCACUUCAACUUCCACUCUUCAGAGCCCUGUGGGAGCUGGCACACACACUGUCACAAAAAUUCAGUCUGGCAUAACUGGGACAGUCAUAUCGGCUCCUUCAAGCACUCCCAUCACCCCAGCCAUGCCCCUAGAUGAAGACCCCUCCAAACUGUGUAGACAUAGUCUAAAAUGUUUGGAGUGUAAUGAAGUCUUCCAGGACGAGACGUCACUGGCUACACAUUUCCAGCAGGCUGCAGAUACGAGUGGACAAAAGACUUGCACUAUCUGCCAGAUGCUGCUUCCUAACCAGUGCAGUUAUGCAUCACACCAGAGAAUCCAUCAGCACAAAUCUCCCUACACCUGCCCUGAGUGCGGGGCCAUCUGCAGGUCGGUGCACUUCCAGACCCACGUCACCAAGAACUGUCUGCACUACACGAGGAGAGUUGGUUUUCGAUGUGUGCAUUGCAAUGUUGUGUACUCUGAUGUGGCUGCUCUGAAGUCUCACAUUCAAGGUUCUCACUGUGAAGUCUUCUACAAGUGUCCUAUUUGUCCAAUGGCGUUUAAGUCUGCCCCAAGCACACAUUCCCACGCCUACACACAGCAUCCUGGCAUCAAGAUAGGAGAACCAAAAAUAAUAUAUAAGUGUUCCAUGUGCGACACUGUGUUCACCCUGCAAACCUUGCUGUAUCGCCACUUUGACCAACACAUUGAAAACCAGAAGGUGUCUGUUUUCAAGUGUCCAGACUGUUCUCUUUUAUAUGCACAGAAGCAACUUAUGAUGGACCAUAUCAAGUCUAUGCAUGGAACAUUGAAAAGUAUUGAAGGGCCUCCAAACUUGGGUAUAAACUUGCCUUUGAGCAUUAAGCCUACAACUCAAAAUUCAGCAAAUCAGAACAAAGAGGACACCAAAUCCAUGAAUGGGAAAGAGAAAUUGGAAAAGAAAUCUCCAUCUCCUGUGAAAAAAUCCGUGGAAACCAAGAAAGUGGCCAGUCCUGGGUGGACGUGUUGGGAGUGUGACCGCCUGUUCAUGCAGAGAGAUGUGUACAUAUCCCACGUGAGGAAGGAGCACGGGAAGCAAAUGAAGAAACACCCCUGCCGCCAGUGUGACAAGUCUUUCAGCUCGUCCCACAGCCUGUGCCGGCACAACCGGAUCAAGCACAAAGGCAUCAGGAAAGUGUACGCCUGCUCGCACUGCCCAGACUCCAGACGUACCUUUACCAAACGACUGAUGCUGGAGAAGCACGUCCAGCUGAUGCAUGGCAUCAAGGACCCUGACCUGAAAGAAAUGACAGACGCCACCAAUGAGGAGGAAACAGAAAUAAAAGAAGACACCAAGGUCCCCAGUCCCAAGCGGAAGUUGGAAGAACCAGUUCUGGAGUUCAGGCCUCCCAGAGGAGCAAUCACUCAACCAUUGAAAAAGCUGAAAAUCAAUGUGUUUAAGGUUCACAAAUGUGCCGUGUGUGGCUUCACCACUGAAAACCUGCUGCAGUUCCACGAACACAUCCCUCAGCACAAAUCCGAUGGUUCUUCCUACCAGUGCCGGGAGUGUGGCCUCUGCUACACGUCUCAUGUCUCUCUAUCCAGGCACCUCUUCAUCGUACACAAGUUAAAGGAACCUCAGCCAGUGUCCAAGCAAAAUGGGGCUGGGGAAGAUAACCAACAGGAGAACAAACCCAGCCACGAGGAUGAAUCCCCCGAUGGCGCCGUGUCAGACAGAAAGUGCAAAGUGUGCGCAAAAACUUUUGAAACUGAAGCUGCCUUAAACACUCACAUGCGGACACACGGCAUGGCCUUCAUCAAAUCCAAAAGGAUGAGCUCAGCCGAGAAAUAGCCACAGAUGCUCCAUGAGGAAAAUCCCUGUCCACAUUGGAAUAAAAAAGACAUUUUUGUUACAAAAGGUUUGCAGUAUAAUAGAGUUAACAGUACUGUCUAGGCUGUUGCAAUAUAUUCUCUUUCAGCGUACCUUCCUUCACCUCGUCGUAUAUAUCCUCGAUAAGUAUUAAAACAGUAUUUGAGUUUCAAAGAGUUUGUAUAUAUUUAAAUGAAUAACUUUUUAUACUCUUUGUUACAUGUUUGUAUCAGUAUUUAGUGGAAAACCAUUUGAGUUGUUUUGGGUUAGAAUUUUUCUUUUUGUACUGUUUCUUUAAAACAGAGUUCUUAGUAACAGGGGCAGUUCCUGAAUUCAAAUAAACCAUUUUGUAUGUUUGGAUUUUGAAUGGGUUGACUAAUUACAGGCUAAAAUAAUGCCUUUUUUAGUGUUUUUAAUUUUUAGAAUUCACUACAUAAAUUGUAAGUAUUGUGGGUCUCAAAAACACUAGGAACUUUUAAGUGUCUUAGCACUUCCUCGAUGUGCCUGCCCUGAGGGAGUGAGUUCACAUUUGAGACAACUGCGCUCCACUGUGGGCCUGCCUUUGUCUUCAGGCCACGCCCAAGGGUGUUUAAAGUAGCCUUGCAGGUUGCUCCUUUCCCGGGGUGGAUAAAAACUGAAGCCAGGAAUCUAAUAAGGAAUGCUGAUUUCCUCAAUUCCAUUUUGAGGAAUGGGGAAGGCUAUUUUAAAGAAAAAAAAUGGGGCUGUUUUUCUGGGCAGAUCUGCAAGGCCGGCUUUAAGAGCACAAGGAGGGAAAGUAACGAAAGGGCUGGACUACUAUAAAAGUUACAAAUACGUAGUUAGACCAAUAGAUUUAUAUAGUCAGGUUUUUGUCAUGUAAUUUAUUAACUAUUACAGAAACACAACUAAGAAUAUCAAGUAUUUCUCUGGCUCUUGACAGAAAAAAAAUCAGUUGACUUAACCCUUUGCUGUCAAAAGAGUUGGUGUUUCCUGUUCUGGGUGCUACUGCCAAACGUUCUGGUACUUAGAGUCGGGAUGCACAACUUCAACCACCGACUUAUCAAUGCAGCCGCCUGUGUAUUGCAAUUGGCCGUUACCUUAAGCACUGAGCCACCCGGGUUUAGUUCAGCCAUUUCAAGAGUAUAUUUAACGUCGGUAGUUCUGCUUUAUUAAAAUGCAGCAGAGGUACUCUUCUGUCCCUUCCGUUUAUAGUUCUCUGAGAGAGUUCUAUUUUUUGGUUUCGUUUUGUGUUUUCUUUUGCAUUUUAUAUCUUGUAUUUAUCCCUGAACAUGUUUUGUACUUUUUUUUUUUUAAGAAAAGGAAUUCUUUUGUGUAUAUAUAGAUACUUGCAUGAUAUACUGUAGUCAACGUUCGGUUCCACGAAAGGUCUUGCUGCUGUCAGGUGUUAUGCACUCCAUCAUAACUGUAUGAAACACAUUUCAUAUGUAAAUAAACGUGGGACAUUUGGCCCUUGUGCUUCUGUGAGAGAGUUAUUGACGGUGGGUCUCUGACAUCUUUGUGAAGCUUGGGAAGUGAUUAAUUGCAGGGACAAGCUACAGGAUGUUGCAGAAUUCUUCCCACUCAGAAGAAUGGCAUAUUCGUUCUCAUUAGUAAUCAGCUAUUUUGUCACUUUCUCGUUGACUCCAUCAGUACAUCGGUACAAUCCGAGGGUGUGAAUUUCAGCUUGAAAUUCCAUUGCUGUUACUUGUUAUGGUUGUAUUGCUCUAAGUUGUAUUCAUAGCACUUUUAUGUUUCUGCAUUUGAACCUUGCAAUAAGCCUGUGUGGUAAGCCACAUAGGUCCGAAUAACCUACUUUUACAAUUGAGGAAGCUGAGCUCAGAUUCAGUUAUUUGCCGAAGCCCUCAUAGCUGGUAAGUGGCUUUGCAUAUUAGAACCCAAAUAUUUUGCUUUCUAAAUCUAAUGCUCGCUCUAUGUGGUUAUGUACAUAUUGACAAAUAUUCAUUUAUUCAACAAAUAAAAAGUAUGUACAAAACA